AUGGCCUCAAAACGGAUCUGGUUACCAGAGGAAGACAAAACAAUUGUUUACCUCCGAAACCAGGGGAGAGGGUGGCUCGCCAUCAGCAAGCAUCUUAAUGAGAGAAGUUCUACUGCCUGUCGCCUCCGAUAUCAAAACUACUUGGAACGUUGGGACACUUGGGAUGAUGAUAGCAAGACUCAAUUAGCGAAACAGUAUCUUAGACACAAAUCGGAGCUGUGGUUGAAGGUAGCCAAGGAAAUGGCUGUUCCUCCGCGCGCAGCAGAGGGCAUGUUUUGGGAGCUCGCGGAGAAAGAGAUCGCUAAUCGCACUGGCAUCGAGCGUUCUAGUCAAGGAUGUAUCAAAAAGAAGUGA
Molecule: messenger RNA, 354 nt
Organism: Penicillium soppii
Lineage: Eukaryota; Fungi; Ascomycota; Eurotiomycetes; Eurotiales; Aspergillaceae
Product: SANT/Myb-like DNA-binding domain-containing protein
Exons: 3
Coding region: 1-354 (117 amino acids)
Source: RefSeq, a predicted model, not a curated record